This is a messenger RNA of Trichogramma pretiosum, 1362 nucleotides long. RefSeq lists its product as uncharacterized. NCBI's taxonomy places the organism in Eukaryota, Metazoa, Arthropoda, Insecta, Hymenoptera, Trichogrammatidae. Gene Ontology annotation, molecular function: catalytic activity. The record is from RefSeq and is a predicted model, not a curated record. The transcript has a single exon. The coding region runs from base 1 to 1362 and encodes 453 amino acids.
AUGCACAUAAACAUCAAUUCACUCCGAGAUCAUUUCACGCAAGUACGUGAUUUAUUGACGACGCAAAACAUCGAUGUACUAUCGCUGGUCGAGUCAUGGAUGACUCCCAAUCUACCGUCGACAAUGUGCAAUAUACCGGGCUACAAGCUCAUCAGAAACGACCGUGGUUUAUUGGCAACUGCAGCUAAGCGCCGACGCAAGCAUAACCGAAAGCGAAAAUUCAAAUACAUGCAAGGUGGUGGUAUUGCCGUUUAUAUCCGCAAUGGGAUCCCUCAUCGUAUACUGCACGCUCCUCAGAUAGUCACACUGAACGAGACUGAGUGCCUCUGGAUGGAAAUCGGCAGUGGAAAACAGAAGCUGCUCUUUGGAGCUGUCUAUAGAAGACCCGGUGGCUUUUAUUUGAACGAACUGUUCAGCUUCUAUCGCUCGAUGUGUCACCGUGCGUACUGCGGGUCGAUCCUGGCUGGUGACUUCAACGUGGACUUGCUCUCGGACGAGUACGAGACUGCUCAUUAUCGGCACUUGGUCUCGGAGGCUUCGCUUGACAUCGUGCCCUUUGGGGCCACACAUCAUGGCCUCACUUUUGACACCGCCAUUGAUCACAUCAUUGUAGACUCGCUCGAUAAAGUCAUUGCCAGCACCAAGUCCCCGACACCGUUCGCUGCUGCUCACGAUUCCAUCAUGGUCGAAUAUGCGCUCGCUGCACCGUUGCCUCUCUGCAGUGUUGGCAAGUACCGAGAUAGGCGUUGCGUUGCUACACCUGAAUUUGCACUUGAGCUACAAUCUGCUCUCACUUCGGCUCGUGAGAUGUCGGACUUGAACGAGAUGGUCAGUGCUCUUCAGACUGGAAUGGUAGCUACUUUGGACACUUUCGCUCCCUUACGAGCUCGUUCCUCGCGCGCCACAGCGGCCCCGUGGUUCACGCCAGCGCUCCGGGAUAGAUGCAGGUUUCGGGAUGGACUUUAUAAGGCUUACAAGAGAGGUCGGUGUCCGGCUUUGUUGCAGCGGUAUAGAUCACUGCGUCGCGACAUUAAGUGUGACAUAAAACGUGCACGUGAGUCAUAUUUGAUUGGUGGCCUGAGGCGCUGUGAAACGGACUCCCAGAGAUGGUCUUAUUUGCGUCGUAUUGGCCUGUCUGGCCCUCAGCCGCCCUCACCACUCGGCUUCUUCACGGCUGCCAAGCUGCUGGAUCAUUACUGCACUGUGACAACUGCUCAUCCGUGUUGCUCACCUGAACAGUUUGUUCGCAUCACUGAUCUAACUGUUGACGAUGCCAUACCAAGCUUCGAGUUCCGGCCUGUCCAGGAGACGGAGGUCCUGCUUUCACUAACUCAGGUGGNUUUAUGCUUGUUUUAUUUGUAA